Struthio camelus australis is the source of this 3495-nucleotide messenger RNA. Lineage: Eukaryota; Metazoa; Chordata; Aves; Struthioniformes; Struthionidae. The record is from RefSeq and is a predicted model, not a curated record.
CCCGCAGGAGGCCGAUGGCACCCUGGACUGCAUCAGCAUGGCCCUGACGUGCACCUUCAACCGCUGGGGCACCCUGCUCGCCGUGGGCUGCAACGAUGGGCGCAUCGUCAUCUGGGACUUCUUGACGAGGGGCAUAGCCAAAAUCAUCAGCGCGCAUAUUCACCCUGUCUGCUCUUUAUGCUGGAGUCGAGAUGGUCACAAAUUGGUGAGCGCUUCAACCGAUAACAUUGUAUCGCAGUGGGAUGUUCUCUCUGGAGAUUGUGACCAGAGAUUUCGAUUUCCUUCACCUAUCUUGAAAGUUCAGUACCACCCUCGAGACCAAAACAGGGUUUUGGUUUGUCCCAUGAAGUCUGCGCCAGUGAUGCUAACGUUGUCUGACUCCAAACAUGUUGUUCUACCUGUGGAUGAUGAUUCUGAUCUCAAUGUUGUGGCCUCUUUUGACAGGCGAGGGGAAUACAUUUAUACAGGCAAUGCCAAGGGGAAGAUCUUGGUCUUAAAAACAGAUACUCAGGAUCUUGUAGCUUCCUUCAGAGUGACAACUGGAACCAGCAACACCACAGCUAUUAAAUCAAUUGAAUUUGCUCGGAAAGGAAGCUGCUUUUUAAUAAACACAGCUGACCGGAUAAUCAGAGUGUAUGAUGGGCGUGAAAUUCUAACCUGUGGACGAGAUGGGGAGCCUGAGCCAAUGCAGAAGCUGCAGGAUUUAGUUAAUAGGACACCAUGGAAGAAGUGCUGUUUCUCUGGGGAUGGUGAAUAUAUAGUGGCAGGUUCAGCACGACAGCAUGCCCUGUACAUUUGGGAAAAAAGUAUUGGAAACCUAGUGAAAAUCCUCCAUGGAACCAGAGGAGAGCUGCUUUUGGAUGUAGCAUGGCAUCCUGUCCGACCGAUCAUAGCAUCUAUUUCCAGUGGUGUUGUGUCAAUAUGGGCUCAGAAUCAAGUGGAAAACUGGAGUGCCUUUGCACCUGACUUCAAAGAGCUGGAUGAAAAUGUAGAGUAUGAGGAGAGGGAGUCAGAGUUUGACAUUGAAGAUGAAGAUAAGAGCGAACCAGAACAGACAGGUGCCGAUGCUGCAGAAGAUGAAGAAGUGGAUGUAACCAGUGUGGAUCCCAUUGCUGCCUUCUGUAGCAGUGAUGAAGAACUGGAGGACUCCAAGGCUUUGCUUUACUUACCCAUUGCUCCUGAAGUGGAAGAUCCAGAAGAAAAUCCCUAUGGUCCUCCACCUGAUGCUGUUCAGAGUUCUUUAACUGAUGAGGGAGUAGGUUCUGAGAAGAAAAGGCAAUCUUCCUCUGAUGGACCUCAGGCACCAAAGAAGAAGCCCAAAACCACCAACAUUGAACUACAAGGAGUACCUAACGAUGAAGUCCAUCCGCUGCUGGGCGUGAAGGGAGAUGGUAAAUCCAAGAAGAAGCAAGCAGGCAGGCCUAAAGGAUCAAAAGGUAAAGACAAAGAUUCUCCAUUUAAACCGAAACUCUACAAAGGGGACAGAGGUGCUUUACCUCUGGAAGGAGCAGCGAAGGGUAAAGUGCAGGCGGAGCUGGGACAGCCUUUGACAGGUGGUGCAAUCUCAGAAUUGUUAUGAAGACAUUCUUCUUUAUCUUCCUGUAUUCUUGCCUAUAUUGGCACCAUAAUAUGGAAAAUAUAUGGAAGUGCUCAGUCAGAAUGGACUGAUUUUAAUACAGCAGCCUGAUUGUUCAUGGAUUCAGGGAAUGACUUUUAUAAGAAAUGAAUUAUAGAAGAGGAAACAGCCUUCAUUCCUUCUUAACUGCCUCUUCAUCGAACAGUGAGAUGUUGACUCUCAGGUCAUGUGAUUUGCAAAGAGACUAAUUGAACUGCCUUCAUGUUGACAUGUAUAACUCUUUCUAAAAUGAGCUGGUACCCAACACUCUGCCACUCCAGAACUUAUCAACCGUUGUCUUUUAAGUAUUUUUUGUUCCUGGAUGGAAGAAUACCCAAAGCGUGUGUUUUUAUUCCUGAUACUGUAUGAUUGUGUAUCCUCCAAACUUCCCUUUCUUUGCUGUUGAUUUUCAUUUCAGUGAGUUGUAAUUCUGCUCCUUCUAUACCAGCUGCAUUACCUUAUCAGCUUUUCUGUUAGCUCAGUGUGAUGUCUUCUAUGCUGACAUGCCUAGUGAAACACUGCUGCUGAUUAUGUGCCAGGUUUGAUUUCAUCUCAAGUGGAUAGAGAUCUAGCGUGAAGAAUCAGGACACCCUCUGAAGUCUGCCGAGAAUGAAUCUUCAUAUUGUGAAUAUUUUAGACAUGAAGGAUGACUCCGCUUAUGGGAAAAUGGACAAGAGAAAGUAGCUCUAGAUAAAAGACUCAAAGUUUAUACAGACUUUCUUCUAGAAAGUAAUAUGAAAGGCUGUGCUGGCACUUUUUUCUGCUCUUGCAGGUGUUUUUAUUCUGUCUCUCUUUCCUGUUAUGUUCCCUACUAGAAAGAACUGGUUUCCUCCUUAGCUGAAGUAUGCUGGUGGUUAGAGAAGAAAGAACCAAUGCUUCUCCUAGUUCAAACAGUAGCUUUCAGUUUCGCGCUCAAGACUUAAAGAUGACAAGAAUAACAACCUGAGUGUAAAAAAGCAUACAGAUCUGGAGUGUGGUGGGUUUUUUUUUAUUUUUUUUUAUUUUUUUUUUAACACUUGUGGAUCAAGAAUAGACUUUUGAUGACUGCUAACAGCUUAUUUCCAGCAAUGCUUUGAUCUUUUGUUCCUCGAUGACCUGUGUAAUGUUUUCCUCCUGGAAAUGGGAAGAGACAAUUUAUCCGUCACAUACGAACAGACUCGGACCUCUGUUCUAGACCAACAGCCUAUUAUAAGAAGGUUUCUAUUCUUAAUGCCCCUUGAUUUCUAGAGGUUUUUAUAGUUCCUAUGCAAUUACUUUCAAUUUUUCCCCGAUACAAUUAUAUAGAUUAUCACUAUGUAUUUAGUUUUUCAAAAUAUCCUGCAGCAGACAUUAAAAGCUAAGAGGAGUCAUAAAGAUAUUUAUUAAUUUGCAGUUGUAUGUACACAGUAGUUGCAUGAAGUUUAAAUAUGCAAAGAGGAGGCAUUCUAAAUCAGAACUUUUUUUAAUGGUGUUUUCAUUUAUGGCUUUGGUACAGUGGCCUACUUCAUUUAAUGAAAUGAAUUCCUGUGGUGUACGGUAUUAGUCUUCCUUGUCCUUUUUGCUUGUAGGACAACUCACAUCUUUGUGGAACACUGUUAUGUUAAAUCCACCCAUUUGUGGUGUGUCUGAGCCCAAACCAAGCUUUAAAGAUGCACGGGCAAUGGUUCUCAUGAUUGUUUUACAGCAUACAAUUUACCACAGACUCUAGCCUUCACUUCUGUUAAAACUUUUCUGUACAGUGUAUAUGUCCUUGGUUUAUUAUCUUCCGUCUCUUAUUUUAUUUUUUGAUAUCUGUAGUUUUGUACAAUAUUUGUCAGAUACUGGCUUGUUGGUAGCGUAUAGCAGUGAUGUUAGUUUUUGUGUUUGUAAAUAAAGAGGUAUGUUUUAUUUCCUAACGUCAA